AUGGAGAAGUGUGAUCAGCGUGCCCGAAGCAUGGAGAGGGAGUCCGAGAGGCAGCCCAUGAAGCAAGGUGAUCUCGGAGAGAAGAAGGAGCAGAGGCAACGGCAGGCCUGCAGCCGUAGCCGCAGCGCCGCCCGUCAGGGCGAAAGCGGCGGGGCGGGCGAUCAGCAGGUACGAAGCCAGAGCCAGAAUCCCACAGGGCGGCGGCGACACCGGCAGCAUCGCCGGAGGUACGUGCGUCGCUUGGAUUCAAUCAGUUGGGCGAGUGGGAAAGGGCAGGGUUCCAGGUUUGACAACUUGACUCAGACUUUCGGGUCUUCAGAUUGGCUGGAAGUGGGUGUGACUACCCUUUCCGCGGGCUCGAGAUUUGAACAAUUUUCACAAACCCCGCCCAUAGAGAACAUGGAGAUUCCGUGGUUUGCGUCUCUGGUGCACUCUCCGCAAGACGCAGAGGGAGGAUGCCGAGUCGGUGCGGCAGAAAUGGCAACGCCCGAUCCGCCCUGUUGA
This is a messenger RNA of Effrenium voratum, 504 nucleotides long. The record is from the annotation of a GenBank genome assembly. NCBI's taxonomy places the organism in Eukaryota, Dinophyceae, Suessiales, Symbiodiniaceae.